CAACGAAUAGGUCCUUUCCUCCGUUGCGACAACAAUGCUUGUGAUGCUUCCUUCCUUAAAAUGCCCCUUGCCCUGUUGUCUAUUCGUCGAGACCUAUCUACACGUUCUGAGAGACGAAGCGAUGGAGCUAGAAUUAGGACUCAAGAUCACACAGACUCGAGAUGAUGUCAGCUCCUCGACCGAUCUUCGCAUUGCAAAGGAUGGAAGCGGAGUUGUUUUCUUGUCUAGAGAAACCGAAAACAUGUUCAUCCUCACUGCUCAUCUCGAAGGAUACAUAAAAGGGCACAUCGACAUAAAUAUAAAUGAAGACGGAACUCGCAUAACAAUCACUGGAAAUAAGGCCGUGCAGGAGAAGGUGAUGCUCGGGUGGAUCUUGUACAAAAAGGAGGUGGAAUUGAGAGGGUUUAAAAAGGCUUUUAGAAUUCCGGGAGGUGUGGACUUAGAUGAGAUCACGGCGAAGUUCGAUGAAGACGAAGCGAUUCUCACGAUUUUCAUGCCCAAAAUGGUUCAGGGAGUUUCCGGGCAUGAAAUUGAGGAAGUUGAGGAACCAGAGGAUGAUCGAGGUCAUAUGACAAACACGGACUAUGAAGAGGCACCUGAAUUGGCGCCCGCAAAAGCAGAAGAAGCGGCUCGAGAAUCUGAGUUACCACAUACAUCAUCAGCAAGCCAACGACUUCCUGCCGAAGGUCCCGCGCCAAGGCCAUUGCCAAAGGAGGAACCUAAAAUGGGGGCCCAGUCAACAAAAUUUGAAGAUAAUCAAGGACAAGGGAAGGUGGAUGAUGUUCAGAGCGAAUGUCCCGAGGAUGACAAACAUAGAGAGGUCAGUGAAAACACUGCCUUAGUGAAGAGCAAGCCAAAGAAAAGCAGGAAGAUAUGUGCUCCUGCUAAAGUUGCUGGGUCUGCAUUUCUAGUCUCUCUUAUAGUGAUUGUCAUUCAGUUGAUUAGGGCCAAGAGAUGAAUAAUUAUAAGCACCUAUAGAUCUUUGGUCUGAUUAUUUGAUUAUUGAAAUUAAUGCCGGGAGUUAAUUCAUGCCACUGGCCAGAGUUGGCAAAUGCAUUAAACUGUUUCAUGUAACUACCCUACCAGAUACUGCAAUAAGGUAGCAAGAUGAAACAGAAAGUAUGUCCAGUCCACAACACUUGGUCGAGUCCUUUAAAGAAUGAACUGAUGGAUUGUUCAUGCUUCUCUCUUCGAUCCGAUUCUUCUGUAAGAGACUCUGUAGGGGCAUGCGCAACUGCCUUAAAUUGUAAGAAAGAAGUGGAAUAUUUGCAUUUUUCCUCUGAAGUGUCUCCGUUUCAGUCUGCAAUUCAAGAGCAGGUACCUCUUGAUAGAACUUGUAAAAGCAUCCCUAUUCUCUUGCAUAUAUUGUAGAAGGGGAACACCAGACCACCACCUAAAUCUGCAUGUUCUGCCUGCUAAGAUCUGAUUUCUUGCAAGCAAUAUCAAUGAUUUGCUCAAUGAAAUGAAGAAUUCAGGAUG
Eucalyptus grandis is the source of this 1479-nucleotide messenger RNA. RefSeq lists its product as uncharacterized. The record is from RefSeq and is a predicted model, not a curated record. The transcript is spliced from 2 exons. Bases 35 to 958 code for a protein of 307 amino acids. NCBI's taxonomy places the organism in Eukaryota, Viridiplantae, Streptophyta, Magnoliopsida, Myrtales, Myrtaceae.